Phlebotomus papatasi is the source of this 4248-nucleotide messenger RNA. RefSeq lists its product as uncharacterized. Bases 1 to 4248 code for a protein of 1415 amino acids. The transcript has 4 exons. Gene Ontology annotation, biological process: proteolysis. Gene Ontology annotation, molecular function: aspartic-type endopeptidase activity. Lineage: Eukaryota; Metazoa; Arthropoda; Insecta; Diptera; Psychodidae. The record is from RefSeq and is a predicted model, not a curated record.
AUGGAGGACGCUGGGCAGAUUUUAUCGGGACUCAAGGCCUGGAUGGAGGAGAAAAUGGAACGCUAUUAUGAGAUGCUUCAUGGCAUGAAUAAUCGGCAAAAUCGGGCUUUGACUGAGAUUCGGGAGAGACAGGCAAGGGCGGAGGAGCUGCAGAGGCAGAGAGAGGAAAGAGCCGAGAGGGAAUUGGCUGAGUUAAAGCAGCAGUUUAGCUUGUGGACUCUAAAUAUGACCGGACGAUCGUCCGGAAAUGCGUUACCCUCGGUCGCUCCGCAGCGAGCAGAGAAGUUUUCUUUCCAGUUUCCUCCGGAGUUUAGCUCUACUGGGGCCGUUGGGGGUCGGGUAAAUCCGGUAGAAACGCCUAGUAUAGCCCAAAUUCUGGAAGAAGAUCGAAAUGUUUUGGAAACUAGUCGAUUGGGAUUUUUGGCCUCGGAAACUGUAAAUCUGGGGAAUAAUGAUUCUCCUGGCCAACCACAGUCGCCAGGUGCUUCACCUCUUUCCGGAAAUAUACAGGUGACUCAGAUUCAGACUGGGCGCAUUCCGAAUCCGCUGACGCGAAAUUCCUUAAGGGGUUCUAACGUUGGGGAGGGUUUGGGGGAUCUUGGGAUAAACUCUCAGUGUAGGGAUCCGGAUCGAUUGAAAUUAAAGGUAGACACUUAUGAUGGCAAAGCUGUUUUAGAGGACUAUUUAUUACAGUUUGAGAUGGUGGCGAGGGCGCGCAACUGGAAUGCGGUGGAGCAGGCUAUUAUGCUGGCUUCUUCUUUGCGGGGUGAGGCUCUGGCAGUGUUGUUUGAGAUCCCUCUCGCUAAGCGUAAUAACCUGGUGGACUUGGUGAGAGCCCUGCGAACUCGGUUCGGUCGUGAAUUUCAGCAGGGAAUGUCUCACCUGAAUUUAAGGAGCCGAAGACAGCUCCCCAGGAAAGAAAUUGGAGCUUUUGCGCUCGAGAUUCAGAAACUGACUCAUCUGGCUUUCCGGGAUUGUCCGGAGAGUGCACGUGACAAGAUAGCUCUGGGUCAGUUUGUGGACGGGUUUGCAGAUCUGGAUCUACAGGAUCUGGUUAGGCUGACCCGGCCCUGUACCUUGGAGCAGGCAGUUUAUGCUGCCAUAGACUAUGAUGCUGCACGUGAAGCAAAUAGAGCUUCACGAAGUGUAUUCAGGGCUGCUUUGGUGGGUGUGGUUGCCGAGCCGUCUUCCGGGGAGGUUGACAGACGAUCUGACCCGUUAUCCGGGCAGUCUGGUGGAGCUCCUACUUCAUCUGGAAACAAAAAGAAGUUUGUUAAUUACAAAAAGAAGGGAGGAAAUUUUGGGUUUGGAGGCUCUGAAAGGGGUAGUACAGGAAGCUCUGAAAGGAGUGAUACAAGAAGCUCUGAAAGGAACGGAAGUUCCACCGGGUGGCGCGCACGGUCCUGCACACCACCAGCCUGGGUUCCCGCAGUGGACGAUGCUGGCGCAACCGGAACACAGGGGCGUAGUGGUGCUCCUUCGGCGUCGAUCGGUGACACAAGGUCAAUAGGGCCUUUGUGCCGUGGUACUCGUGUCGGGCCUGGUUAUGGGGCUGCUGUAAAUUACUCUGCUCGAGGCCUGGUAGUCAAUGGGUGUGUGGGAAAUGUAGCGUGCGAGAUAGUAGUAGACACUGGAGCCAAUUACACGUUAAUAAGUCGUAGAAUAUAUGAGGCUCUCAAUCCCAAGCCAUCCCUCCGACCCGUAAAGUGGGUUCUGACUACAGCCACUGGGCAGAACUCCCCAAUUCUGGGAGAGUUAGAGGUACUGUUGACUUUGGAUGCAUGCACCCUGCAAGUCACGGUGUUUGUAGCAGAUAUCGUUGAAGACUGCGUCCUUGGACUGACUUUUCUGCAACAACGGGUAGCCCGCUUGGAUUUAAAAUCCAUGAAAUUGGUCUUUGAGGAGGGUAACCUUACGGAGCUGACUCUUGUGAAGGUUCCGGAAUAUCUCCGAGAACUGUAUGGUCAGGCUGUACGGGGUUUGACGGAAUCCCAAGCUGGAAAGGUGCGUGGAUUGCUCCUGAAACACUCUAAUGUGUUCUCCAAGACCCCAUGGGAUAUAGGGCGCACUGAGUUGGCCGAGCACGCUAUAGGUACUGGAGAUCAUGCCCCUAUCAAGCAACCCCCUCGAAGAUUUCCGAUCGCCAAAGCCAGUGAGAUGGAACGUCUAGUGGAGGACAUGUUGCAACAAGGAGUGAUAGAGCCUUCUACGAGCCCGUGGGCAUCGCCGGUGGUGUUGGUGAAGAAAAAAGAUGGCACCACUAGGUUUUGUGUAGAUUACAGCCGGUUAAAUUCCGUAACCAAGAAGGAUUCUUUUCCUUUGCCUAGAAUCGAUGACACCCUGGAUGCUCUAAGAGGGUCUUCUUGGUUCUCGGUCUUAGAUCUGUGCUCCGGGUAUUGGCAAUGCUCCACGAGGCAUGCGGACAAGGAAAAAACCGCCUUCACUACAGGUAGAGGACUUUACCAGUGGGUGGUGAUGAGUUUUGGUCUUUGCAAUGCCGUUGCAACCUUUGAAAGAUUAAUGAGUGCAGCCCUGGCUGGAUUGCAAUGGGACACAUGCCUUGUAUACUUGGACGACAUAAUUGUGCCCAGUCGAACCUUCGAAGAAGGCAUACAUCGCUUAGAUUUGGUUUUAGAAAAGCUAUGGGCUGCGAACCUGAAAGCAUCCCAUCGAAAAUGCAAAUUUUUUCAAAGGAGCGUCGAGUAUUUGGGACAUGUUGUCUCGGGGGAGGGCAUUCAGGCAGCUCCAUCUAAAUUGGAGGCUGUGGAAAAUUGGCCUGUACCGCGUAAUAAGACUCAUUUCGCCGAUAUCGCCCGGCCAUUACACCGGUUAACGGAGAAGUCGGUUAGGUUUCAAUGGUCAUCGGAGUGUCAGGCCUGUUUUGAGAUGCUGAAGAGGUGUCUCACCAGCUCUCCGAUACUUUCGUACCCGCAUGAUGAGGGCGAAUAUGUCCUGGAUUGUGACACGAGUGCUGUGGGUGUGGGAGCCGUGUUGCAGCAGGUUCAGGAUGGGACUGAAAAGGUGAUAGCCUACUAUAGCCAAGCUCUAUCGGGACCCGAGCGAAAUUAUUGUGCCACACGGAGGGAACUUUUGGCAGUGGUGAAGGCUGUCUCCCAUUUCCACCACUUCUUGUACGGACGUCAUUUCCUAAUUCGAAGUGACCAUGCCACUCUGCGAUGGUUGCUAACCAUGAAAAGCCCAGAGGGGCAGCUAGCACGAUGGUUAGAGAAACUAGGCCAGUACGACUUUGAAUUGAGGCAUCGGGCUGGGCGAGUACACGAAAAUGCUGACGCCUUCUCUCGACGACCUUGUGCAGUUUCCGAUGGUGGGCAUUGCGAUCGAGUGGAGGAGCGAAUGUUGGUCGAGGAGCUGUCCUCGGAGGACUCGUGUGCGCACAACAACGCCCCAUUAAGACCGGUAGCGGUUAGUUCGGAGUUAGCAACAGAUAUCGCGGCGGCUACGGAAGAUGAUGAUGUGUUGAGGGAGGUAAAGCUUUUGUUAAGUCAGGGUGAACGGCCGGAGUGGGAGGCGAUUUCGGGUGGACCUGCUCUGCUGAAGAGAUUUUGGGGUUUGUUUGCGUCGCUGAAGCUGGAGCGGGGUGUAAUUUGUUAUCAGUGGGAGACUGGAAGGCCAGGAAACUCUAAGAAUUUUUGGGUUCUGCCGGAAAGGAUGUUGCCUACGCUGUUGAGGGAAUUACACACUGCUCCGUCCGGGGGACACUUCGGAAUUAGUCGGACGCUUGAUCGCCUGAAGGAAAGGUUCUAUGCUGUCGGAAGCCGGACCGCCGUUGAGAAGCUCUGUCGUGAGUGCGAUGUAUGCGCUGCCCGCAAGGGGCCGGGCAGAAGAAUUGUAGCUCCUUUACAACCCCGAGUGUCGGGGGAACCUUUUGAGAGGGUAGCUUCCGACAUCUUAGGCCCAUUUCCCGUGACGGCAAGGGGAAACCGCCAGGGCACCACCACAGGUGGCUCCUCCCAACCAGCUUCCAGAACACGUCGAGCGGGUCGAGAGAUUCAGCGCCGAAGGCUGCGCGCCCUGUUCCUGCUGGGCCAAGCCGAGUCUGGGCCAAACUCCGAGUUCGGCUGCGCUAGGUUCCGUUCUCUGGUGCAUGUGGGAUUGAGAUCCCUAACCUCUGGCCAACCAUCUCGUCCCUCCGGAGGCACCUCAGUGUGUGCGACCCCAGCUGGUGACUGCCUGCACAUUCUGCUGACGGAAGAGGAUAGGCAGUGGGCUGAUCAGGAGAUUCAGUAG